GCUUGCCUCAGCAUCUCUGAUCUCACGCCUCCACACACCAAAACCAACAAAAUGGCCUUCGCUGGAAAAUGGGAAACUGAGAACCAGGAGGGAUACGACGCAUUCUGCAAGCUGCUCGGUAUCCCUGAUGACGUCAUCGAGAAGGGCCGUGACUACAAGAUGGUCACAGAGGUCACUCAGGACGGCGAUAACUUCUCCUGGACCCAGAUGUACCCCACAAACGCCAAGGUCACCAACAAGUUCAUCAUCGACAAGGAGUGCGACAUGGAGACCAUCGGAGGAAAGAAAUUCAAGGCCACAGUGCACAUGGAGGAAGGCAAGCUGAGCGUGGCCUUCCCCAACUACCACCACACCUCUGAGAUCAGCGGAGGCAAGCUCGUCGAGACCUCCAAAGCCGGCUCUGUAGUGCUGAAGAGAACCAGCAAGAAGAUCUAACUGCUGACUGACAUUUGACCUCUUAAACAGUUACAAUGGAGACCUCAGCUACCGC
Cottoperca gobio is the source of this 490-nucleotide messenger RNA. It is a transcript of the gene fabp6, whose product is annotated as fatty acid binding protein 6, ileal (gastrotropin). Gene Ontology annotation, molecular function: lipid binding. NCBI's taxonomy places the organism in Eukaryota, Metazoa, Chordata, Actinopteri, Perciformes, Bovichtidae. The coding region runs from base 52 to 435 and encodes 127 amino acids. The record is from RefSeq and is a predicted model, not a curated record. The transcript is spliced from 4 exons.